This is a messenger RNA of Colletotrichum chrysophilum, 1191 nucleotides long. It is a transcript of the gene GPI14, whose product is annotated as GPI mannosyltransferase 1. The record is from RefSeq and is a predicted model, not a curated record. Gene Ontology annotation, cellular component: membrane; glycosylphosphatidylinositol-mannosyltransferase I complex. Lineage: Eukaryota; Fungi; Ascomycota; Sordariomycetes; Glomerellales; Glomerellaceae. Gene Ontology annotation, molecular function: alpha-1,4-mannosyltransferase activity; GPI mannosyltransferase activity. The transcript has 2 exons. The coding region runs from base 1 to 1191 and encodes 396 amino acids. Gene Ontology annotation, biological process: GPI anchor biosynthetic process.
AUGGCCGGCCUCAAUGCGCUCUUCCGGCCCGUGCCGCUCUUCGGCGCCGCCGCGCUUCUCCGCGUCGGCAUGCUCUUUUAUGGUCUCUGGCAGGACGCCAACUCGGCAGUCAAGUACACCGACAUCGACUAUUUGGUUUUCACCGAUGCCGCCCGCUUCACGGCGCAGGGGCGCUCACCUUACGACCGCGAGACUUACCGCUACACGCCUCUCUUGGCGUGGAUGCUCGUUCCGACCGCCUGGGAUGGAUGGUUUUCGUUCGGAAAAGCGGUCUUUGCUGUGGCAGAUCUCCUGGCAGGAUGGCUGAUUGUGCGUAUUCUGAAGAGUCGCGGCGUCGAUGAGGGAAGGGCUCUGAAGUUUGCCAGCAUUUGGCUUCUCAACCCAAUGGUUGCGACAAUCAGCACGAGAGGAAGCUCCGAGGGUCUGCUCGGUGUGAUGGUGAUGGCACUUCUAUGGGCUGUUUUGGAAAAGCGGACGGCAUUGGCCGGUCUUCUGCUCGGAUUUGGGGUGCAUUUCAAGAUCUACCCGUUCAUCUACGCACCGGCAAUCGUCUGGUGGAUGGAUGAUGAGACCCUGGGACGAAAGGGGGCUGAGCGUGCGAAGUCUCUUCCUAAAGUCCUCGUCAACUUCUUGAAUCCGGAGAGGAUAAAGCUGGCAGUCGUCAGUCUUGCAACAUUCAUGGGUCUGAACAUUGCCAUGUUCGAAAUUCCGUACAACAUCCUUCUCUACCUCAAUUCGGCACUGCCAUCCACAGCGACCAUCAAGGUUGAGUCUGUGGCAUUCUUCCCUCAGAUUAUGCUCUCGACCAUACUCAUCCCUCUCGUUCUGGCGAAGAAGGAUCUUGCAACAUCAAUGAUGGCGCAGACUUUUGCAUUUGUUACCUUCAACAAAGUCUGCACCAGUCAGUACUUCCUCUGGUACAUGGUCUUCCUCCCGCUCUAUCUCCCCAAUUCGGCAUUUCUGAAGAGCCCGAAGCUGGGAGUGACGGCGCUGGGUCUCUGGGUUGUUUCUCAAGCUGCAUGGCUGCAGCAGGGAUUUCAACUCGAGUUUUUGGGAUACAGUACAUUCUUCCCGGGCCUUUUUGCGUCCUCGGUGGGAUUCUUCUUGGUCAAUUGCUGGAUCCUAGGUGUCAUCAUUGGUGAUGGAGCAGAGGCAGCGAGCACUGUCAAGGCCAUCGAGGCCAAGAGUUGA